Messenger RNA from Solanum stenotomum, 805 nucleotides. RefSeq names its product protein SPA, chloroplastic. The coding region runs from base 60 to 557 and encodes 165 amino acids. Lineage: Eukaryota; Viridiplantae; Streptophyta; Magnoliopsida; Solanales; Solanaceae. The transcript is spliced from 4 exons. The record is from RefSeq and is a predicted model, not a curated record.
AGAAAAAGAGUAAGAGAGUGAACAUAAAGGGAGCUCUGAGCUCCACAAAUUAACUUCCAAUGGCAACGACACUCUCUCACUCCUCACUCUAUCCCUUCCAUUCUCUCUCUCCUUCUUCAUCUUCUUCAACAAUUUGUUCAUCUUUAUGCCCUUUUACUUGCUGUCCUUCUUUUCCAACAAAACUUGAAUUCCCUGUCUUGUCAACAUCAUCAUCAUCAUGUUUUUCCCAAUUUCACCAUUUUUUCCCUUUCCCCACAAAUCAUCAUCAUCAUCCCAUUUUGCUCUUUGUUGGUUUUGAUUCACCCCCUGUGGAUACUCAAACUUUUCUUGCUACUAUCAGUGUUUUAACUGCCAUUGCUCUCUCCCUCUUUCUUGGCCUCAAGGGAGAUCCAGUUCCUUGUGAUAGGUGUGCUGGGAAUGGUGGAACGAAGUGCGUGUUUUGUAACGAUGGUAAGAUGAAGAAAGAAGCAGGAUUAGUAGACUGCAAAGUUUGCAAGGGUGCAGGAUUAAUACUCUGCAAGAAAUGUGCUGGUUCUGGAUACUCAAAAAGGCUAUGACAUAUACUACUUGUACUCUUUUCCCCUCUAGGUAUUGACUUGUAUUUUGAGGUUAAAUCACACAUACAAGCUCACAUAUGAGGCUAUUUCAUUUUGGUUAAAUAUUUUGCAUUUAUAUAUUUUUCUUGAUAAAGAAGGGUUACUAGUACUUUAUUAGUCCCUCGAUUAUUGGUAGAUAUGAUUUUAGUCCCUACGAUAUCUGCCUAAGCACAUUAAACCUUUAGUCAAUUGAAUUGUGUGUUUUGGAU